GACGAAGACCCGGAAGAGCAUGCGAAGCGUUUGAACAAACUCAAAUUUUUGCUGCAGCGGUCCAGCAUCUACAGCCGUAUCAUGGGCGAAAAGAUGGCCAAGGAGCGAGCAGCACGAGCGGCAGCUGCCGAGCGGGAGCACCAGUCUGGUGAGACGCAAGGCAAGGAGCGAGCGGCUGCCGAUGUGCCAGUCCGAACGAGCACACGCACAGCCGGGGCGGUUGCGAGGCGCGAGACGACAGAGGCGGACAGGGAGAAAAGAGAAAAAAAUCGUCAACACGCUACUGAGUCGAGGCGCAAGCGCCAAGGUGUAAGCUCUAAAUUGCGUGUUAGCGAAUACCUUGACGAAGAAGACCUGGCGGCUGCAGCCGCGGCUGCUGAGGCGCAAGAUGAACACAAGAAGUCAAAACCUCAAUGCCAGGGCAGUAACAAAAGAAACACGAAAAACACCGCAGCAAUGACUGAGAAUAUGAAUGAUCGAUCCCGCUUGCAGCCAGCUCUCAUCACCGGUGCACGCAUGCGCGACUACCAAAUCGACGGCCUGCAGUGGCUCAUAUCUCUGUACGAAAACGGGCUCAAUGGGAUUUUGGCAGAUGAAAUGGGCCUGGGCAAGACGCUGCAGACGAUCUCGUUCCUGGCACAUCUGCGUUCCAAACGCGUCUGGGGGCCUUUCCUCAUCGUAGCACCGCUCAGCACGAUCGACAACUGGGUCCUCGAAUUCGAACGUUUUGCACCGGACAUUCCCGUCGGCUUGUACUACGGCACCACAGAUGAGCGAAAGGAUAUUCGUCAGUCGCGGCUUAGGAUGCCUACAAGCUCCAGCGCUAUCCAUGACCAAAAGCGUCAGGAGGAGGAAGACGCGUUCCCUGUCGUCGUCACGACGUACGAGAUUGUCAUUCGUGACCGCUCACUCUUGGCUAACAUCCCUUGGAAGUACAUUGUCGUCGACGAGGGCCAUCGGUUGAAGAACAUGAACUGCAGGCUCAUCCGGGAGCUCAAGCAAUAUAGGAGCGCCAACAGGCUGAUCCUAACUGGCACCCCGUUGCAUAACAACCUUGCAGAGCUUUGGUCUUUGUUGAACUUCAUCUUACCCGACAUCUUUGACGAUCUUGAGACAUUUGAGAAAUGGUUCGAUUUCAGCGACAUGCACGACGAUCAAGGUUCGCAAAAGAUCUUCCGCAAGCGCACUGGCGUCUCGCAAUCUGCCGCUACGACCAUCAUAACGCAGCUGCACGAGAUUCUCAAGCCCUUCCUGCUGCGACGCCUCAAGUCUGACGUAGAGGGCAACCUGCCGCCGAAGAAGGAGUAUCUUCUCUACGCUCCGCUCACAGAGAUGCAGAAAGAGCUGUACGAUGCGGUCCUCAACAAAGAUAUCCGCAGAUGGCUGAUGGAAAGGAAGACCGGUCUCAGCAUGUACGAGAUUGAGAAGGUUCUCGAAGACGCAGCCCCGUUCGAAGGCGGCACAAGCGCUUUGAACACACCCUCCUUGGCCCGGACGCCAGCAGGGUCCACGCCAGCUGAAGGUACAACUCCGGCUACCGAGGUGAGCGCUUUUGACUUGUCGUCAUCCGCGCCGGCUUCGCGUGCGAUGACGCCUCGUAGCGGCACUGCUGGACGCCGAGCCAAGCAUAACAAGCAGUACACCGAUCCCAGCGAGGGUGAUGCGUACGCUCAAGCAGCGCGGAGCCCAUUGGCGUUAUCGCCGGCAGAGUGCUCGCAGCAGGGCAAGCUGUACACGAUCAAGCAGGCGCGCAAGGAGAUUAACAACAUGCAUCUGGAGAACAUGGUCAUGCAGCUGCGAAAAAUCUGCUGUCACCCGUAUCUCUUCGACUGGCCCCGCGAUCCUGACUCCGGCUUGCCCGUUACGGACGAGGACCUUAUUCAUGCGAGCGGCAAGAUGCUCUUGCUGAACCGCCUGCUCGACGCUCUCUUCGCCAAGGGCCACAAGGUGCUGGUGUUCUCGCAAUUCACAACGAUGCUGGACGUCAUAGAGGACUGGGCGGAUGUGUACAAAGGGCUGCGCACGUGCAGGAUUGACGGAAACACGCAUCGGGAAGAUAGACGGUCGCAGAUGAAGUCGUUCAAUACCGAGACAGGGCCGGACGCAUGCAACCUCUUCUUGCUGAGCACCCGUGCCGGUGGACUCGGCAUCAAUCUUGUCGCGGCAGAUACUGUCAUUUUUUAUGACAGUGACUGGAACCCACAAAUGGACUUGCAAGCGCAAGACCGCGUCCACCGCAUCGGCCAGACCAAGCCCGUCCUCAUAUUCCGCCUUGUCAGCGCGAAUACGGUCGAGCAGCGGGUCCUCAAGCGCGCCAGCAACAAACGCAAGCUCGAGGCGCUCGUCAUCCAGCAGGGCAAGUUCCGCCUGCCUGCCGGCUACGAGGCGGCUGCGCAGUCUCUCGUUGGCGGCAACGGUGGUGCGGGGGGUGGGAGGAGGCAGCGCAGCGAGGAGGAAGAGCUGGCUGCAGAUCUGCUGCGGCUCGAGGGCGAGAAGGUCGUCCUCGCAGGCAAGGACGACGAGAUCAUCAGCGAUCACGACCUAGAAGUGCUAUUGGACCGCAGCGAGAGUGCCUAUGCGCGGCAGCUCGGCUGGGACUCGCGCAUGGCCGGUGCCAAGGACAGUAGGGGUGCACGGACAAGCGAAAGCAGCAGCAGAAGCAGUAAGCAGGAGCGCAUCCCGGCGGCGGCCGCUGUGGACGCGGCGACGGUUACGCAGAGGGCGAUGUUCGAGGUCACCGAGACGCAAACGGACCAUGCGAACGAGGAUUUCGCGCGGAUGCUCGCU
Molecule: messenger RNA, 2787 nt
Organism: Tilletiaria anomala UBC 951
Lineage: Eukaryota; Fungi; Basidiomycota; Exobasidiomycetes; Georgefischeriales; Tilletiariaceae
Exons: 4
Cellular component (GO): nucleus
Molecular function (GO): DNA binding; ATP binding; ATP-dependent chromatin remodeler activity
Source: RefSeq, a predicted model, not a curated record